AGCAAUGAAAACACCAGCUACAUAAAAAUACAGACAUCGGCUCAUCAAGCUGAACUCGGUCUUAAAGUGCACCAAAAUAGGUGCGAUUUUGCAAAAUCAAUAUUGUGUCUGAAGCUUUAUUCCAGUAACCACUAUCAACAAGGAAUACAUUCAUACAAAUUCCAUUAAACGAGCAACACGUUACUAUGAGUCUCCUACGGUGUAUUCUAAUAUUCUCCUCAGUUUUCGUGACUGGAAUUGCAAGUUCUUUGGACUAUCUGGAUUGUGGGGCAAAAAACUGUAUUUGGAAGUGCUGUCCGUUCGGUAAACAUGUUAUGCACAAGAGCAAAAAGUGCAUUUCUUACAAUGAGACGAUCCCCCAUAAUAUAUCUAUGCCUAUAUAUAGAGAGGAAGAAAAAGAGCUCCAGUUAACAAACAUGAGCUUCGUUGAUCAGUUCCAGCUGCUACCCAAUGCUUUCCAAAAUGUGUCGUUUCGAAAGUAUGUAUAUGAAGCGAUUAGAAUGAAUUUCGUCGUCUACCUGGAUGAGAAUGGCGUUAUGCAUAUAGAGGCUCCGAACUCUUACAAUAGAUGGACUAUAGAUACUCCAGACAUGUACUGCCUGGACUACCAGCAAAAUCUGACUGAUAAUACGUUUGUGUUUGGAGUGUGGGCUACUUUCACUGGCAAGCCGCCACCUCAGCCCAGUAACUUCUACAGAGGAGGUAUGAUGGCUUCAUGCGUGUUCUUGAUCCUCGUUCUCGUGGUAUACCUGCUGCUGCCAGAACUCCAGAACCUUGGCGGGAAAGUGCUGAUGGCAUACGUCUUCUGCCUGCUCUGCUCCUUCAUCUGCUUGCUCAUCGUCCAGAGCGGACACCUACCCGUCCUAGGCUGUGUGUGGACUACGUACUUUACAUACUUCUUUUUCCUGUCGAGUUUUUGCUGGAUGAACGUGAUGUCUUGCGACAUUUGGUGGACUUUCAGAGGGUACGCCAAGGCUCGUCCCAUCCACCGUCGCGGCGAGAAUUUCAAGUUCUUAAUGUAUUGCCUAUACGCGUUUGGGGUGUCUUUGGCGAUGACAGUCAUGCUGGGCGUACUCAACUCCGUUAACAUGAGGUGGUGGCCCGCGUUUGUUACCCCUGCCAUUCCUGGAAAAGGCUGCUUCUUGGAAGACGGAGAAAAGCUGUAUUACCUGUACAUGCCGUUGCUGAUCAUGAUCAUACUGAACUGGAUGUUCUUCCUCAUGACGGCCUUCAACAUAUGGCGCCUCGGCCGAGGCACUGCGGUGCUCGACUCCGCGGCUGCCGGCACACCAGCUGCUCAUCGACAGCAGAAGCAGAGGUUAUUGGUUUACCUGAAAUUAUCUAUCCUGAUGGGUCUGAACUGGCUGCUAGAGGUGAUCAGCUCUGUCACUCCACGUCUUCUGGACAGCAUCUGGGUCAUUCCUGACACUUACAACCUUCUGAUCGGCGUGGCCAUCUUCGUCAUCUUCUGUUGCAAGAAGAAGAUAUACGAUAAACUCCGCUUGAGGCUGUUAUGUCUGACAUCGUUCGGCGAGCACUCCUGGACGGCUUCCAUGAGGAGCAGGUCCAACAGCACCAUGACAGAGACGUCGAACAUUAGCCAGGAUGGCGCUCUGCAGAUCAGCAUCAACCCCAAAGGCCUCACCGACCAGAAGGAACGGCAUUUUGUAAACAACUAAACGGCGAUAACGACCAAUAUCAUUUGAAGUAACAAAGUAUACGCUGGUGUGUCCUAAAAUACUCAAAAUACUACUACUACUUAAUAAUGCUGCGUACCGAGGCGAGGAAAAUGAAGCGAUACUAUUGUACAAAUACAUCCCUCGCUACGCAUCAUCGCACAUCUCUGGUGGAAACGCAGCCUUAGGCCUGCAUUAGAGUUAGAGCUAAAGCACACGAUGCGCAUCAUGUGCUUUGGCUCUUACGAUGUAUAACGAAUCUAAAGAUUUAUUCAUAGAUAGGUUAAGAAUAGAUUUAAGUCAAUGAUUCCAAAGAUGCUUUUUAUUGUCUACUAGCUUGCCGCGCGGCUUAGCCCGCGUCCGCGUGGAAUUUCGUUUGUUAAAUUUUCCUGAAUUUUCUUUGCUAUAAACCUCACGGAGCCCGAGACCUUUCCAACGAAUGCAAAACCGUGGAAAUCGGUUCGUGCGUUCUGGAGUUAUAGCGUCAGGAAGGAAAACCCGACCUAUUUUUAUAUAGUAGAUAGAUUACUUCGGUGGGGCUGUAGAAUAUUAUAAAUACCUAAAUCUGCAAAUCCAAUGCAAUUUGCUACAGAUAUAAAAUGUUAAUUUGUGAAAACAAGCACAACACAACUAAUGA
Ostrinia furnacalis (Asian corn borer) is the source of this 2313-nucleotide messenger RNA. RefSeq names its product G-protein coupled receptor Mth2-like. NCBI's taxonomy places the organism in Eukaryota, Metazoa, Arthropoda, Insecta, Lepidoptera, Crambidae. Gene Ontology annotation, molecular function: G protein-coupled peptide receptor activity. The transcript has 8 exons. The record is from RefSeq and is a predicted model, not a curated record. Bases 186 to 1679 code for a protein of 497 amino acids. Gene Ontology annotation, biological process: G protein-coupled receptor signaling pathway; cell surface receptor signaling pathway. Gene Ontology annotation, cellular component: plasma membrane.